AGAGGCGGGCCCAGUGGCGGAAGGAGCAUGGCGUGGAGACAGCUCAAAAAGCGGGCCCAGGAUGCCAUGGUGAUCCUGGGGGGCGGAGGACUUCUCUUUGCCUCCUACCUGAUGGCCACAGGGGAUGAACGUUUCUACGCGGACCACUUGAUGCCAGCUCUGCAGGGGCUGCUGGACCCCGAGGCAGCCCACAGGCUGGCUGUUCACGUCACCUCCCUGGGGCUCCUUCCUCGUGCCACGUUUCAAGACUCUGACAUGCUGGAAGUGAGAGUCCUGGGCCAUAAAUUCCGAAAUCCAGUAGGAAUUGCUGCAGGAUUUGACAAGCAUGGGGAAGCUGUGGAUGGACUUUACAAGAUGGGCUUUGGUUUUGUUGAGAUAGGCAGUGUUACCCCAAAACCUCAGGAAGGAAACCCCAGACCCAGGGUCUUCCGCCUCCCUGAGGACCAAGCCAUCAUUAACAGGUACGGAUUCAACAGUCAUGGACUCUCAGCGGUGGAACACAGGUUACGGGCCAGACAGCAGACGCAGGCCAGGCUCACAGAAGAUGGGCUGCCACUGGGAAUAAACCUGGGGAAGAAUAAGACCUCGGUGGACGCUGCCUCGGACUACGCAGAGGGGGUUCGAGUCCUGGGCCCCUUGGCUGACUACCUGGUAGUCAAUGUGUCCAGUCCCAACACGGCUGGGCUGAGGAGCCUUCAGGGAAAGGCCGAGCUGCGCCGCCUGCUGACCAAGGUGCUGCAGCAGAGGGAUGCCCUGAAGGUAGCGCACAAGCCAGCCGUGCUGGUGAAGAUCGCUCCUGACCUCACGGCCCAGGACAAGGAGGAUAUUGCCAGUGUGGUGAGAGAGUUGGGCAUCGAUGGACUGAUUGUCACGAACACCACAGUGAGUCGCCCUGCCAGCCUCCAGGGGGCCCUGCGCUCUGAAAUGGGAGGGCUGAGCGGGAAGCCCCUCCGAGAUUUAUCAACGCAAACCAUCAGGGAGAUGUAUGCACUCACCCAAGGUAGAGUUCCCAUCAUCGGGGUUGGCGGUGUCAGCAGCGGGCAGGACGCGCUGGAGAAGAUCCGGGCGGGGGCCUCCCUGGUGCAGCUGUACACAGCCCUCACCUACCAGGGGCCGCCCCUGGUGGGCAGAGUCAAGCGGGAGCUGGAGGCCCUUUUGAAGGAGCAGGGUUUUACCAGAGUCACAGAUGCCACUGGAGCAGAUCAUCGGAGGUGAGGACGGGUCGGUGGGAAGCCUGAUCUGGAACCGUCCCGCUAAAUCAAGCGAGCCUUUGUGGCUGAUGGAGAGAGGAGACCACAUGCCCAAACCACAGGGGCCCCUCCACCGGCUGGACUGUAAAAGCCAAGCAUGAGGGUCACCAGAAGCAAUGCAAGGCUUUGUUCAACCACUUGUCGGACAGGAACUGCAUCCAUGAUUCUUUCUAGAUUCAAAUCCCAGGAUCCUUUAAUAUUACAAGGACAUUAGACAUUUGGAGGGAAUAUCAUGGUAAAAUAAAGUCAUUUAAAAACUGGAUUUACAUCCCAGCCCUCUUGCCCAGAUCCUGUAGGUCCUUCCAGGCCUCUGCUCCCCCGGGAUUUGUAGUGGGCUUCCCAGGAGCUUGACUCUCUUUCAUUCUAUCUUUAUUUUUGUUUAAAAUUUUAACUGUAUUUUGAAAAUAUUUCAAACUUAGAUAAAAGUUGCAAGAAUAGGGCUGUGGAUGGCCGUCCUCUCCGUGUCUGCACAUGGUCUUCCCUCUGUGUGGAGAGGGACACUGGUCAUGCUGGUCAUUUUAACUUGAUUACUUCUGUAAAGGCCCUGUCUCCAAACAAGGUCACAUUUUGAGAUACUGCCAGUCUGGAUUUCAACAUGGCAAUUUUGGAGAGACAGAGUUCAGAAAAUGGGCUUGUCCCCCUGCUUUAAAAACCUGUGACUUGUGGGCCAUUGGGCAGGCAGGUUCUCGAGGAGCUUGAAGACACUAGACAAGAGGCUCAAGAGGUCUAGUCAUUAACUAAAGAAACAGAAAUGCUAACCUUUUCAAAACUGAAAAGCAAAUGGUGAUGGGAGGUUGAAAACCUCGGCUGAGAAGUGCUGUAGAUGUCAGUACGCCUUUGCAGCCAACAGGAAAUUACCUUUAUUCCCUUCACCUCAGUGCAGGUUUGAUUUUAAAUUUCUCAGUAGCUCUGUGGAGAGGCCUGUAGCUGCUGUAGAGGUAAUGUGUCCUUGUCUCAUCGUUGAAUCUCGGCCUCAGCCCUCAGCCUCUGCCCACUGCCUCUGCCAAGAAGCCAACAGUCAGUCUCCUGCCGUCUUUUACAAAGAUCUUUUUCCUGUUUCUUAAAAAAGAAUCUUAGGGACUUCCUUCAUGGUGCAGUGGAUAAGACUCUGUGCUCCCAAUGCAGGGGGCCCGGGUUCGAUCCCUGGUCAGGGAACUAGAUUCCACAUGCAUGCUGCAACUGAGAGUUUGCAUGCCACAACUAAGGAGCCCACGUGCCGCAACUAAGGAGCCCACAUGCCGCAACUAAGGAGCCCACAUGCCGCAACUAAGGAGCUGGUGAGCCACAACUACGGAGCCCUGGAGCCGCAACUAAGGAGUCCACGUGCAGCAACUAAGACCU
This is a messenger RNA of Mesoplodon densirostris (Blainville's beaked whale), 2591 nucleotides long. RefSeq names its product dihydroorotate dehydrogenase (quinone) (gene DHODH). Bases 28 to 1215 code for a protein of 395 amino acids. Lineage: Eukaryota; Metazoa; Chordata; Mammalia; Artiodactyla; Ziphiidae. The record is from RefSeq and is a predicted model, not a curated record. The transcript has 9 exons. Gene Ontology annotation, molecular function: dihydroorotate dehydrogenase activity. Gene Ontology annotation, biological process: pyrimidine ribonucleotide biosynthetic process; 'de novo' pyrimidine nucleobase biosynthetic process. Gene Ontology annotation, cellular component: mitochondrial inner membrane; cytoplasm.